Molecule: messenger RNA, 303 nt
Organism: Sphenostylis stenocarpa
Lineage: Eukaryota; Viridiplantae; Streptophyta; Magnoliopsida; Fabales; Fabaceae
Source: the annotation of a GenBank genome assembly
AUGACGAAUGAGAUUGCUAGGAAGACACCUGAAGUAAUCUCCCUGAAGGUGGAUGUGGAUGAACUGAGGGUAAGCACUUACAUACACAAUGUGGCUGAGCAGUGGUCCAUUAAGGCUAUGCCAACCUUCCUCUUCUUGAAAGAAGUUAAGUUGGUGGACAAGAUUAUGGGUGCUAAGAAGGAAAAGCUGCAAGGAACCAUAACCAAGCAUUUAAACACUGGUGAUGAAUUAGAACCUUCUAUUCACAUGCAAAUGAAUGGAAAUUUACCCACAAAUUCUAUUAGCAUUUAUGAUGAUGUUUAG